AUGCUCCCUACGCCCUGUACCGCACACGUUGACUUGGCGCGGGUAUAUGAGCCGGCCGAAGACUCUUAUCUUCUACUUGAUACCGUGUCAUCUGCGAGCGAACGAGCCUUUCUCCAUGCGCGUUUUGGCUCAGCCUCUUCCGGUCAGGCAGUGACACCGCUCGUUGUCGAGAUUGGCUCCGGCUCCGGCGUGGUCAUUUCUUUUGUACAUGCUCACUGCGCAACCAUCCUCGGUCGCUGCGACAUUCUGACUGCUGGAAUUGAUGUUAACUUCUUUGCAUGCCAAGCUACAGUAAAGACCGUGGCCAUCGCUCAAGCGCAAAAUACUACAAAAGCCUCCUUCAUGGGAAGUAUUCAGGCCGAUCUUGCUAGCUCGUUCAGAGGAAAUGAAAUGGAUAUCCUGAUAUUUAAUCCACCCUAUGUUCCUACUCCCUACCUCCCGAAAAUAGAACACAAAAGUUUUGAUGAAGUCUCCUAUAACAACGAUUCGCACCUCUUAUCACUUUCGUAUGCUGGAGGGGUCGAUGGCAUGGAAAUUACCGAAAGAUUUUUGCAGUGUUUACCCAAAAUGCUCAACAGCGUUCGAGGCUGUGCGUAUUUAUUGCUAUGCGCUCAAAAUAAGCCAGAUCAAAUCAAAUCAAGGAUAAGAAAUUGGGGCAAUGAUUGGCUGGCAGAAACGGUUGGAGAAAGUGGCAAAACAGCGGGUUGGGAAAAGCUCCAGAUCAUCAGAAUAUGGCGCACGUAA
Blumeria graminis f. sp. triticale is the source of this 744-nucleotide messenger RNA. The record is from the annotation of a GenBank genome assembly. NCBI's taxonomy places the organism in Eukaryota, Fungi, Ascomycota, Leotiomycetes, Helotiales, Erysiphaceae.